This is a messenger RNA of Symbiodinium natans, 993 nucleotides long. The record is from the annotation of a GenBank genome assembly. Lineage: Eukaryota; Dinophyceae; Suessiales; Symbiodiniaceae.
AUGAGCAAGUACAUUUGCUCGAUGUUGCCCGCCUUCUUUGUCCUGACUGUUGUGCUGCCUGCUGUUCUGAGUACGUCACAUCACCUGAUGUGUGGAAACAACCCCGAGGGAAUAGCAGACAACGACUGGGAGCUCCUGCAUAAGCUGGUCAAGAGAUGGGCCAAUGCCACGAUCCGACACCACGACGUUUGGGAGGUGACGGUCAACCUUGAUCACAACGAUGGCCAGCUCCUGAAGAUUGGCAAGGAGAAGGUGGAGGUGGAGGAGCACUUGGAGGUGGCGAGCAAGACCUUCCACAUGGUCAACUACUUCUCCAUCGGUCAGGAAUCGCAGGUCGGUAUGCAUUUCGACAAGCACCGCACCAAGAGCCAGACGUGCAACCUCUUCGUCUAUGGUGCCGCCGGCUUUGUUCAGGAGCUGAGGUGCUGGGGCGUCCAGCAUGUCGGCAACCUCGUGGCCAACCUGUACAAGGGAGACAGAAAAGACAACGCGAAUCUCAUUCUCGACAGCGAAGGUGAUGCUGGAGAGCCGCAGCUCAUUGGCAACCCUGAGAGCCUCAUGUUCCUCAACAUCAACUCGUAUGCUGGGGGAAAGGCGCACCUGUGGCAGAGCGAGUGUGAUGUGGGAGUGGACCCACCACCUCCCUCAGGGUCGCUGAGUGACGAGCAGGACCCGGGCGAUGGUAAGCUGGAGGUGGUAACUCUGCCCGUGAUCGCGAACAUCGCUUUGGACAACCUCGUCCACCAGGCCAGAAGAGUUUGCCAAGCCGGAUCUUACUUCCUCGAGUACUUCAAGAACGAGGACGGCAUGAACAUCUAUUUUGAGGUAGACGGCGAGUUCUACCAUGCGGUGAAUCCAGAUAGCACGGUGGUGAAGCUGUACAAGAAGCUUCAGGUUCUACAGAAAAACAAGCUCGACGAAGCUGAGGAUUCAGAUAGUGACUGGUUCGACAUGGACGACUUUGUCCCUGACGGCAUGGGUUGCGGCUUCUGA